Molecule: messenger RNA, 1304 nt
Organism: Aspergillus campestris IBT 28561
Lineage: Eukaryota; Fungi; Ascomycota; Eurotiomycetes; Eurotiales; Aspergillaceae
Product: ketopantoate reductase family protein
Exons: 3
Coding region: 1-987 (328 amino acids)
Biological process (GO): pantothenate biosynthetic process
Cellular component (GO): cytoplasm
Molecular function (GO): 2-dehydropantoate 2-reductase activity
Source: RefSeq, a predicted model, not a curated record
AUGGCAAAAUCUCGCGUGCUAUUAAUCGGCUGCGGCGGAAUCGGGACAGUCGCAGCCCUCAAUCUGCAAACCGGUCAACAGGCAGACGUGUCGGUUGUUUUGCGGAGCAACUACGCGGCGGUCCAGGCUGCUGGGUUUCGCAUCGAUUCGUGUGAUCAUGGCGUCCUCGAGAACUGGAGGCCGGCUGCUGUUCUGAAUUCCGUACCGGAUACAAGCGCUGACCCUGCCACGCGCUUCGACUACAUCGUGUGUUGCACCAAGAACAUCGCCGACAGCACACCCCAACUGUCGGACAUCAUGGGCCCAGCCGUUACGCCCGGACACACAGUGAUCGUCCUCAUUCAAAACGGACUCAACAUCGAACGCCCAGUGCAGGCCAGGUUCCCCAGCAAUAUCGUCCUCUCCGGCGUCAGUCGCACCGACGCCCACGAGAUCGCCAAGGGCGUCAUCCAGCACAAGCAGUCUGACAAUCUCAACAUCGGCGCCUUCAACCACCCAACGAUUGACCCCACCGAGCUCACUGCCGCAGCGGAGCACUUCGUCCGGAUCUAUUCCGCUGGGGGCAAGACCGUUUGUCGCCACGAGCCAAAUGUGGGGUUGGAUCGGUGGACCAAGCUUGUCUAUAACGCUACGUUGAACCCGAUCUGCGCGCUAACGGGGCUUGACACUGGGUCUCUACAGACGGAUGGGCGAAGCUUGGAUGCGCUCGUUGUUCCGGCUAUGAAAGAGGUGGUCGCUGUUGCUGCGGCUAAGGGAUAUCUUCUGCCGGAGCACAUUAUACCUAGAACGAUCGCUAGUAAUCCGGUGGACAAGAAGAUUUCGCCGAGUAUGCUGGUGGAUGUACGGAAGGGGAAUUUGAUUGAGCAUGAGAAUAUAUUAGGCGAGGUUGUCCGGGAGGCCGAAGCAUUGGGUAUCGCAGCCCCGAUGUUGUCGAUGCUGUAUCAUCUCUGCUGCGGGGUACAGCUACGCCUGAAGAAGGGAAACUAGGGUUGGUGAGUGGAAACUCGUGUUUGCGGCCUUCGAGAUUAGGGUCUCACCUUCUGGGAUAGAGGCGUCCCACUCCCCUUCUUGGAAAGUGUUCACAUUAAGAUUCAUAAGGAAGUGGCCCGAAGGCAAGGCAUACGGCAGUGGCUUCUUUCUUGUAAUGUACGUUUUCUCCCCCGUAGUGAAAGUAGUAAGCGGCAUCAUAGAUCUGCCCGAAAUUGUCCAUCCUCUUGAGGUCCGAAUUUAGGUCACGACACCUGUGACACACACCAAGGGUCUCAAACCGAUCUCACGAACCAAAUUCUGCUGGACACUGCAUG